This is a messenger RNA of Microbotryum saponariae, 707 nucleotides long. The record is from the annotation of a GenBank genome assembly. NCBI's taxonomy places the organism in Eukaryota, Fungi, Basidiomycota, Microbotryomycetes, Microbotryales, Microbotryaceae.
AUGGUUAGUGACCGAUCGCUUGGAGUGUCCCCGCUGCAACGGAGCUAACACUCUCCCGGUUGUCAUGGCCGACCGCAUCGCAGCCUGUCCCCUUCGAAGCCUUGAUCCCCUUUGGUGCGUCUAUUCAUGCCAGGCAGCCAUCCUAGCACGAUGCACGAUGCACGAUGCACGAUGCACGAUCUAUGGGCUCAUCGCUUCCACCCACCUUGAUUUCCCACAGGCCUGUUGACGGUCAUGUUCGCCGCGACGGGCACGCUCUUCUCCGCCGCUCGUCGAAUGACCAACGAUGGCAAGGUACGACCGAUCCACUUCACACGGUGCAUUACAUGGCGCUCUAUUCUAUACUGAUUACCAGGAUUCUCGCACCUAGCCCGCGCGGCACACCUUGGAUACGUGGGACGUCAACAUGAUGGAGCGCGAUCGACGAUUGACCGGCAGUCUGCGAGGACAGUCUGUACGUUCAAUCACAGGCAUACCACUCAUUCAGAAAUGCUCUCACGCACUAACGAAGCACCUCCUUUCACCUGCUCGAUCCGCCCAUCGCCUCCCGACUCAUCCCGCGGCGACAUUCCACCACCGCUCGACCGCCUGGAACCACCUCCUAUCCGUAUCCCGACGCGCACACACAGACCGAGCCCAAAGCCCCGAAAGCGUUCGCCACAAACUCCAUCUGGGAGACGGAGAAAGUCAACAGCCCUUUCUUUUAG